AUGUCUGCUUCAGCUUUGGCGCGCCUGGGAACUCCGCCUCGAACUCCGAAGUCACAUCGCCGGCACCUUGAAGGAUCGUGCGCAUCGGAAUUGAGCGAAGCUACAGUGAUGGGCUCCAGGUUGCGCACAAAUACAACUUGCAAUCAAGCAGUCGGCAUAGCGGCGAACAACUCUACACCAACCGCUGCAACGGCUCUUGAACCGCCGUCGACGUCGCAUUUCAACCAUCUUGAAUGGAACAACAUGGUCAUCGAUCCGCGACAACUGAAUUCACAUACCCAAUGGAAUCAAACGUCGACGACCAAGAUCGAGACUCAAUUGCCGUCCACAGGAAUUGAAUACCAAAACGUCCCGCAGUGGAAUGCCAUGGCAAACGAUGGAAGUUCCGACACCAGCCAUGAUGGCGUUAGCUUCGGCAGUAACAGCAGUAGCAACAGUAAUGCGAGCGGAAACAGCCUCUCCGAGAAGACUCGGUCGGAAAUGAUCUCCCAGCUCACCCACCUCAGUUCAAGGCUUGAUACGCUAUACUCCUCCAAGGGUGUCGAGCUUUCAUAUACAGCAUUCCACUCUCCACAUCUCACGCUCUUCGACGAUGCGUGUUAUAGGAUCGUAGCCGGCUGGUUCGUCUACCUCUUUGCCAGGAUGCAAUUACAGGUCCCGUCAGAAGACGCAAACUUCAUGUCAGGCAUGAGACCUACUGGCGAUAUCCUACAUUCAGUCUUUUCAGCAUCUCACUGCCUGCUGGAUGUUCUACGCGCCCUGCAACGAGAGUCAAUAGACGCUGAUGCUGCUACUAACGUGGAUCUAUGGACUGAAAUCAAGCAGGAGCCUGUACAUUCCGCCCAGGUGAACAACGAGCACAUCACGUCAUACUUCCAGAAUGACCAAUCGACAAAUAUGUAUCAAACCGCACAGAGCCGCUGUCCCAGCACAGUUCUUCGCCAGCUGGUAGUCAAUUGCCACACACAAACUCUCAACAUCUACGUCAUUGUGUUAAUCGCACUACAACACGACGCAGCCAUAAACAACUCCCAAAUGUCUACAGAUCGACAAGUCGAGGACGAUACACGUCUCGCGCUAGUAGUGCAACUGUGCGCGGAUCUUCUGGAAAGAGAACGCCAAGCCGUGGAUCUGUUUCUGACUCGGCUGCCUCCGUCUUCAGAGGCGCAGACAUUUGAAUCUCAGUGUCAGACGAUGUUGCCGAUGGGGAACGGAACUAUGAUGGGUCAUCUUGAGAUUGAUGUACAGCAGCGUCUGGCGCGUAUUCAACAGAUGCUGAGGCUCUGA
This is a messenger RNA of Ramularia collo-cygni, 1287 nucleotides long. RefSeq lists its product as uncharacterized. The record is from RefSeq and is a predicted model, not a curated record. The transcript is spliced from 2 exons. Lineage: Eukaryota; Fungi; Ascomycota; Dothideomycetes; Mycosphaerellales; Mycosphaerellaceae. Bases 1 to 1287 code for a protein of 428 amino acids.